Molecule: messenger RNA, 2305 nt
Organism: Toxotes jaculatrix (banded archerfish)
Lineage: Eukaryota; Metazoa; Chordata; Actinopteri; Toxotidae
Gene: pecr
Product: peroxisomal trans-2-enoyl-CoA reductase
Exons: 8
Coding region: 12-908 (298 amino acids)
Biological process (GO): phytol metabolic process
Cellular component (GO): peroxisome
Molecular function (GO): trans-2-enoyl-CoA reductase (NADPH) activity
Source: RefSeq, a predicted model, not a curated record
AAAAAACAAGUAUGGCGUCUUCUAGUGUUUUCAGAUCGGGCUUGUUCAACCACAAAGUUGCAAUAGUAACGGGAGGAGGCACCGGCAUCGGUAAAGCUAUCUCUGCAGAGCUGCUAGAGCUGGGCUGCAGUGUGGUGAUCUCCAGCAGGAAGGCAGACAGGCUGGAGGCAGCGGCUCAGGAGAUGAGACAAAAAAUCCCUCCCUCCAGCCCUGCAUGUGUCACUCCCCUACCGUGCAACAUCCGCAACGAGGAUGAGGUGAAGGCUCUUGUGUCCACAGUGCUGAAGCAGUAUGGCCGAAUAGACUUUCUGGUGAACAACGGAGGAGGCCAGUUCAGCAGCCCGGCGGAGCACGUGUCCUCCAAAGGCUGGAAGGCUGUGAUAGACACCAACCUGACUGGAACCUUUCACUGCUGCAAGGAGGUCUACACUGCAUGGAUGAAACAGCAUGGAGGUGUGAUCGUCAACAUCAUCGCUGACAUGUGGAAAGGCUUCCCGGGCAUGGCGCACACAGGAGCAGCAAGGGCAGCAGUGGAUAACUUAACGAAGAGUCUGGCCAUCGAGUGGGCACAUUCAGGAGUCAGGGUCAAUGCUGUGGCACCCGGUACAAUCUUUUCCAAAACUGCAAUGGAGAACUACAAGGAGCUUGGACCAAAUCUUUUCAAGAUGUCCAUUCCAUUUAGCCCUGCAAAGAGACUGGGAGUACCAGAGGAGAUCUCAUCAGCAGUGUGUUUCCUGCUCUCUCCAGCCGCCUCCUACAUCUCUGGAGCCACACUGAGGGUUGAUGCAGGACAGAGUCUGUACCACUCCAUGUGGGAGAUACCAAACCACACUGCAUGGCCUGAGGCUCCAGAGGGGGAGAACCUGGAUGCUCUGAAGGACCUGCUCAACCCACAGAGCAAACUAUAAUCCAGAUCUGUGACACAGUCUGAGCAUAAACUCACAUUUAGCCAAUAAGCAUCAAGGUUGAUGAGCUGCACAGACCCCACAAGUCAUAAGCUACUUUCACACAUGCACUGCAGUCCUCAUCUUUUUUUUUUUUUUAGAUAUUACCCAGAGGAGUUGUGUAUGUGUAAACACAAAUGUUCCAGUCACUUUACACUGCCAGAUCCCUAAGACAAAGUUUGCGUAAUGUCCAAUGCAGCCAGUGUGAGAAUAGAGCAGGUGAUUGUCUGGAUAAUUCAUAGCAGGCGAGUGGGCAUAUUGAUGAUGUUUCUAUCCUGCUUCCUGCAUGUUCAAACAAGACGCCAGCGCCUAGAGUAUUUCUAGUAGGGGAGAACAUGUCUGACACAGACAGUCUCCUGUUGUGUGGUGCUUGUCUGAAAGGGGAGACUCCAGACAGCAUCCAGAGACUCCAGACAUCCGGAGUUCAUAUGUGAAAGUGGCUUUACUAAUAAAACACCAUGGUGGCCUUGUUAUGAGACGGUUGGAUUUAUUAGGCCAAUCGUGUACAUAAUUGUAUGUAACUGAUAGCAACACAAGUGUGUGAUUAGUUCUUGGGAAAAUGAUGGGUGACAAACUGCUAAAAUGAAUGAAGAGUAAUUUUUGUUCUCCAAUGCCUUUUUUAAGUUGGUAGGUAAACACAGAGUACUUCUUAACAGAGUCACUACAAAGGGCUUUACAAAAUAACAGAUGUAAAUAAUUCAGGAAAAUGGCAAUGCAUUUUUACAACCUGGCACUGAUUUUGUAUCUCUGAGGGAGUUUCAAAGUCAGGAGCUUCAGUGUCAAAUGCAAGAUUGAUUUUAGUUUUAAGCCUGGACUUGAGCUUGGUUUCUGCAGGCUUUCUGUUUUGUUUUGUUUUGUUUUGUUUUGUUUUGUUUUGUUUUGUUUUGUUUUGGGUUUUUUUUUGUUUUUUGUUUUGUUUUGUUUUCCAGGGCCUGAUUGUGUAAUUCUUUGCAAAUCAAAGGUUUGUGGCAUAGAUGAUUCAUAAUGAAAGUAAAAAUGUACAGUAGUGCAUGGAGAAGAGAUGUCUUUGAUAUAAUUAUGACAUGCAGUAAUUGUUACUUUUAACAUCUCAGUGUAACAUCUUAAGAAACACAUCUUUGUAUAACAUGAAAUGUGAGACAGAUUUGUUAAAGGGAUGACAGAAAAGUAAAAUUAUUUCUUACUAAGAUUAAACUGGAUAAGAAAAGAAAUAAAAUAUUUUUUGUCAUUAAAUGUAUAUCUGGGGAUGCAAAGUUUGUUUUAAACAGUCUACCAGGGGUUGAUAAUGGUGCAAGUAUUUACACAAAGAAAGAUUUUAGUUAUCUCUUGAGGUCCUGAACAGGGAUUAAUAUUUAGAUAUGGAUGAAUAAUAAUUGUACUGA